UGGUCACUAAAAUGUGUCUGACGGUGAGAACAUUGAGCAGCAGAAUCAGGAGAAAUGGGACACCCGGGGUUAGAAUGUGGUGGAGGAACUCGAUUGUGACCCAGACACUGGAGAAUAGAACAGCGACUGUUACAUCACAAAACCAGGGGAGGUUCCACAGCCAAUACCGAGCCCUUCUGGCAACAAAUGGCCACAAACCGAUCAAAGGUGAAAGUGACGGUGAACCAGACAGAGCAGUCAGUGGCUGCAUAAAGCAGGACGGCGUGGAUAUUACACACGGGGACGGAGUACCUCAGGAAAUAAAACUGUUCCCGAUAAACAAUGGGAAUGUGUCUCAGGAUCAGGUCGAGGAUAAUGACCAGGAGAUCCGCCGCUGCCAUGGCCCCCAGGCAAGGGCGCCUGGAGGCAUGGUACACUGGGGAAACCGAGCAAAGGCUACAGCAACAGAUGAAUGGGCACCACACAACAAUCAACAGACAGAAGUGUUGCCUCCCAGUUCGGGACACUUCUGCGGUACAGGACAUUCGACCUCGGACCUUCGGCUGAUUAUCCUCCAAGGCACGGUGGGCACAGUGGUUAGCACUGCUGCCUCACAGCGCCAGGGACCUGGGUUCAAUUCCCGCCUCAGGCGACUGACUGUGUGGAGUUUGCACAUUCUCUCCGUGUCUGUGUGGGUUUCCUCCGGGUGCUCCAGUUUCCUCCCACAGUCCAAAGAUGUGCGGGUCAGGUGAAUCGGCCAUGCUAAAUUGCCCGUAGUGUUAGGUAAGGGGUAUAUGUAGGGGUAUGGGUGGGUUGCGCUUCGGCGGGUCGGUGUGGACUUGUUGGGCCGAAGGGCCUGUUUCCACACUGUAAGUAAUCUAAUCAAAAGGCAGACUUCAGGACAGGCAACAGCGAAAAGUGGCCAAACAGGGGCUGAUAGCUAAGUUUGGUACCCAUAGGGAGGGCCUCAACCGGGCCCUUGGGUUCAUGUCAUACUACAGGCGACCACCAGUGCACUAUAUACACACACAGACACACUUACACACACACACACACACACAGUCACUCCUAUAUACACACAUACACACGGACACACAUAUACACAGACAUGCACACAGACACUCGCGCACACCCUUACAGACACACACACUCCCAUACUCACACAUGCAUCCUCUCAGAGACUGAGACCACUCUACACUCAUGCAGGCACAUAUACCCUCUCUCUCACAGACACUCGCAAACCCCCACCCCAGACACAGACACACUACCACACUCACACAUGCACCCCCUCACUGAAUUAAGACACUCUGCAAUCACUACACACACAUGUACACUCUCACACUUACAACCCCCAAGCCAGACAAACAUACACACAGACAGACACAAAGACCCAUAUGCGCACAUACAUUUUGUGGGGUGAAUUUGUACUUGCAGAGUUACAUUGUACUUUACUCAAAAACAGUAAAACUCUGUUAUCUGACUUUUUAGGUUAGAAUCGAUCUAAAAUCAUGGCAUGGACAGAGAACACAGGGCGCUAACACCUUCGACAUAUUGUGUAACUAACCCACUUGUUACAGUUAACCUGAGAAUGCAACUUAAAAUAAAAGGUUUUUUGAUUUACACACGGAAGAAGCUAAACUAUCAUGGUAUUCGAACAGAUGAAAGACUCAACAGACAAUCAAGGUAAUUUUCAAUGUGUAGUUUCAGUUACAUCAUACUGUAAUUUUUUGCUAUAAAUACUGUGCCUUACAAUUUUGUCCCCCACAAUCACCUGAAGAAGGUGCGGUUCUCUGAAAGCUAAUGUGCUUCCAAUUAAAC
This is a messenger RNA of Hemiscyllium ocellatum (epaulette shark), 1797 nucleotides long. RefSeq lists its product as uncharacterized. Bases 12 to 731 code for a protein of 239 amino acids. NCBI's taxonomy places the organism in Eukaryota, Metazoa, Chordata, Chondrichthyes, Orectolobiformes, Hemiscylliidae. The record is from RefSeq and is a predicted model, not a curated record. The transcript has 3 exons.